This is a messenger RNA of Ectocarpus sp. CCAP 1310/34, 363 nucleotides long. The record is from the annotation of a GenBank genome assembly. Lineage: Eukaryota; Phaeophyceae; Ectocarpales; Ectocarpaceae.
AUGGCCGAGCUGCAUUUCUCCACAAACCUACAAGCUUCGGCCCACCCGGUUCAACCAACAACACGCAUCAAAUUGAAGGUUUUGAAGAGCGUAAUCGUACCGCCGCUAGAGUACGCCGGAGAAGUAUGGGCAGGAAAUAAGAAGGUAGUGAAAGAACUCGAGACGGCACAGAUGAAAGCAGCGAAAAUCGUCCUAGGAUCCUCCAAGCGCACAAGUAAUGCAGCCGUGAGGGCAGAAUUGGGGAUCCAAUCCCUACGGUCGGGAAGAGACGCGAGGAAGCUGACAUGGCAGUAUCGCAUGUGCGGGAUGGGAGAGGAGAGGUCGCCGAGAAUGGUACGGGAGGCGAAGUGGGCAAACAAAUAG